CCGGAGAGGAACGCACAGUGCUACAAAAAUAGAAGUGUCACUGAUCUAUUUACAGUGCGGGUCUAGUCUCACCUUUGCUGCCUGAGAAAGUAGGUUAGAUUACGACAACCACAAUAAUGCCUCGCUAUCGGCAUGAUAAACUGAUAUGAGCAAUCAACAUCGCAACAUAUAGUGUGUCAUAUUCAUGGAACUAUUUUCAUGAAUUUUCGCUUUAUUGACACGCCUCAAUGUUUCUAUACAGUUUCGUAGAGAUAAACCGAUAAGUAUUUAGCGAUAGAUAAAUGUCUUAUGUUUAAUUUUGUACCGAGUACGGUCGCUCGGUUGCAUCACUACCGCGCGGGACCACAAAACACAAACAAUCCCCGAAGUGGAACGACCGGGCUCUUUGUUUUGAGUCGUGUUUCAAACAAGAUCCGUGACAUGUGAAAACGCCGUCAACAUGGGCCUCUCGACGAAUUGCUGGAAAUAUCUAGUGUUGACGUUCAAUGUUUUAUUCGCAAUGUCAGCAGUUGUACUGUUUGGAGCUAGCGGCUUUUUGCUAUACAGACUUUUCGUGUACCGACACUUUAUUGGCGUGAAUGUGGAAUAUCCAGCGAUACUUCUUCUCAUGAUGGCUAUUAUUACUUGUUCAAUAGCAUGGAUCGGAUGGAGAACGGCUAUGUCGAUGCAUCAAAUACACGUCAUAAUAACUGGCAUCCUGUUAGUUUUGGUGGUGGCGAUUGAGUUUUCGUGUUUUGUCUGGGCAAUGGUCGUGUGGGACAACGUGGAAAUUGAUGUGAAGACUACCAUGACGCAGUAUUUUGAAGAUACCAAGGGAUCUGAACCGAACUCCGCAGAGGCUGUGAGAUGGGAUAGGUUACAAGUUAAGUUCCAAUGCUGUGGUGUGACGGGUCAUCACGACUAUUCAUCUCUGGGCCACAUUCCUUUAUCCUGCUGCGGCCAGGGUCCACUUGAUGACAUCCACAAGCCGUACGCGGCGGAGUGCAGCCAGGUGUUCAAGCGAGGCUGCGGGAAACCUCUCCACGAGUACACCAAACAGCAGCUUCUAUUAGUCUCAAUGACUGCACUCAUCGCGUCCAUAUUGCAGAGUACCGGUAUAUUCUGCACGUUUUUCUUAGCACACGCAAUCAGUCAGAAACGCCGGGCAUCCAUCAGGAACUCCACAUCCGUUAGGGAGUCUACGUUCGCGGCCCCUGAUGACUCCUUGCUUGCGCCCACUGCGCCAGCGCCUACCUUGCCUAAGUAUUAGUUUCAAGAAAGUCCUAAUGAGGUAGAUUUAAGUUGUUUUAGUUAUACGAUUAAUAUUCAAAGGGUCCUAAAGAUUGCGUCCAAAUGUUUCGAUAAUAUUUUGUCCAUCUACCUAAAGCAAUAUUAAUGUGGGAUUUUCUGUAUUAUUCCAAACUAGUAUUUGUAAAUAUUUAAUAGAAUAAUAUAUUUUGUAAUUACUCGAUACUGAACUGCCGAAUUAAUGUUUUUGAAAUCUUUAAAUUGGUUGUCAAUUUUAUGCCAAUAAAUUUAUCUUUCUUUCAUCUCUUCGUUUAUACUGAAAACGUAUUAAUGUCUUUUCUAAAAUUAAAUAUAUUGCUAGGUAAAUUAUGAUUAAUGUUUUUCGUAUGGUAUGUUGAUAUCCCUUUGUAACACAACUGGUUUGUACAUUAUCAAAACUAGUUGUUAUUUAUGAGCGUAUUUCCAUACUUAAAUGUAUUAAUCGUCGAGGCUGAAUGCUUUUUUAAUGUGUAAAACGUUACGGAAUUUUCAUUGUUUCCGACUCAAACUAAUGGUUAUAUUAUAAUAUUGCUCUAAAUUAGAAUUCACAUUUGUUUGUUAAACACAAUUGAUAGAGAAAAGACGCCUAAGGCAUUGGACAGAGCUCAAGAAAUUAGUUGUUUUUUUCUGUUUAUAUUAAAAAGUGUGUUAAAUCAUGCACUAUACGCCUAUCCGCCACUUUCAAUAAACGAUCCCAAUCCCUUUUUCGAUCGAUCUCAAAAAUGAACCAAUCAGAACACAGAUUUUUGACAUGCUUACAAAUGACUCAUUUUGAUUGGUUCAUUCUGAUUAAAGAUAUACAUUGAGAUAGUUUAUUCAUAACGGCUGUAAAGGCAAUAAUCUGAGACAUUAGGACAUUAAACUCUAUUGUGUAUACUUUAAAUGUAGCGAACUACUAAGGAACACAGAGUAGUGUCAUGUUCUUGAUCGUAAUUCGAUUUUCUGUGUCGUUUUGCUGCUGUUUAUUGUCAAGUAGAUUAAAUUCUCGUGGGCGAUUUAUUUGUUUUGGUAUUCGGUUGUGUACAGAAGUAGAAUGAGUCUUUUAAGGUAAAUGAUUUUGAUCCUGACCUAUCUGCUUUUAGGUGCAUUUUAUAUUGCGUUUUAAUUAAAGUAUUACGUUAUUCCAUCAGCUCAUGAAAUAAUUAUCGUUUCAUAAAUUUGUAUCCAUGCUAAAACUCGAAAUUAUUUCAGGCUCUACAGCUAUGUGUAUCAUCGAAAAUGAAUAAAAAUUAUUGUUUUUUGAAAAUCGCUAAAAUUACAAUGUAACUAUAAUGUAAUGAAAUAAGUAUUUUAACUCUAUAUACAUUUUUAAUAAGACAAUGACCAAAUUAUGAAUAAGGAUUUAUAUCUUAAAGUUUUUGCUUAUUUUUGGUGUUGUCUUCUUUAUAAUAAUUUAAGACAAAAGGGGACAAUCCUUUUUUAUUGUAUAAAAUUUCUGAGUAUGGCGUUUCGUUUUUCAUAAACAAUAAACAUUAUCACAUUUAAUUUUAAAAUAAAUCAUUAAAUACAAUGCUUAGAUUAUUUAAAUAUGAAUUACAUCUCCGUUCAUUAAUUACAAAAAAAAAUAUGUUCGGAGAAUGUGGUUGGGUAUUUAUCAAAAUUAACUCGAAUUCUCCUUUACUUUAGUUUUGGACACUCAAAUAGCUAGUCAAUUCUUACAAAAAUAUUAUUUGGUUUUAUAAACGCACUUACUGCUCUAUCUUCCUACUUAUCGGUUUACAGCUAUUUUCAAUAAACGAUCGCUUUUUUCAAUCUUUCUCAAAAAUUAACCAAUAUGAACAAAGUUUUUUCACAUUCUUACAAAUUACUUAUUUCGAUUGGUUCGAUCUCGGAAUUGGAUUGAAGACUGAGAUUGGGAUCAUUUAUUGAAAGUGACCGUAAAUGGAAUAUUGAUUUAGCAUUUUAUAAAAAGGCAGCACAACUCAUUAAAAAUAUUUAUUGGAUUUAAAUUAUAUAUCUAUCACAAAUAAUUGUCACAAAGUAUAUUUAUACAGGACAGUACUGUAAGGACAAGAAUUUUUGUUAUUUUAUGACGGUGUACGUUCGGAAUUUCCCGCCUUUUGAGUUCUCACUUGAAUGAGGUAUCAUUCAAUAGAAAUGUAUUAAACAUAUUGUUCCAUCAUUGGGUUUAGUGACAGCAUAAAUGGGCUGGGGACUGUAAAUUCCUGCCUUAGAUUACCACGUCAUGUAACAUUCAGAAUGGUUUUUAUAUCGACGGUGAAAAGGUUAAUUGAUUUACGCUACAUUUUUUUUCGAUACUAAGUUUCAUACAUAUUUAAAACCAGCACUGUUUUGUAUGUUUUUUUUAACUUAGAUAAAAAUUUUCGAAAAAAAACGUUGCUAAGUCAAUGAGCCUUUUAAUCGUCGAUAUAUAUAAAAUAAAUCAAAGUAUUUCCUGGGUGCAAUAUUUCUUAUUAAGGGUGUUAUCUUGACUUCAUUAGUAUCGAAUCUGUAGUUAGGAAAAGAUUUGGAACCGUUUCCUAGUGAAGAUAAUUCGCACUAGCACAUUCGUCCGCAAAAUUAGAUAACUAGUGCGUAUUAUACCAGUAUUGAAAUUAAACAAUAUUUUUAAAGUAAGGUAAUGUAACCUAGAAAGUCCGAUAACCGGUUCCUAACAAGGCCCACCAUCUUAUGUUUUUUUUUCAUGUUCUAAUGCAACACAUACUACAUUUUUUUUCUUACAUAUUUUAUUAUUCAAUUUUGUAAUAUGUGUUGACAUGUAGCAAUUUGAUCAUAGGUUUUUCUUUAUAGUUUUUCAUGACACGAUUUUAUAAAAAAUCUAAAUUAAGUGGGACGUCUGUGAUUCCUUUGCCUUACUGUCUGGAAAUUUAAGUAUAGUUUUGUAUAGUAGAGUUUGUCAAUUCGUUAUUAUGUAGAGCCAAUUUUAUUAAAUUAUAUACAUACCUACUAUAUAUUGUCAGUUUCCAAUCGGCUAGUUUUGUGCGAGAUAUGUUGAUGUCAAAAUAGCUCUUAUUCAGUCUUCCUAAAAAGACUAAUUUUGAAUAGAUAAGUAUUACGGUUAAUAGAAAUAUUAUGGUUGUGUGAUUGUUAUUUCUGUCGUGAUUUUAUUUUGUUUUAAGUUAUGGUAGUGAAUGUUUCGAUAUAAAACAAUUUAAUUUUUGUACCUAAAAAUAAACGGAAAAAUAUGAAACAAUUUGUAUUUAUUUAAUGCUAUCUUGUUUAGGUACAUGCAGUCAUGUUUAUUACUGAUUUAAUUAUAUAAUAUUAUUUUAUGAAACCAAAGCUAACCGUAACAAUACCGAAUAAAUUAAAAACUAACUCAA
Manduca sexta (tobacco hornworm) is the source of this 4550-nucleotide messenger RNA. Its product is annotated as leukocyte surface antigen CD53. Gene Ontology annotation, cellular component: membrane. The record is from RefSeq and is a predicted model, not a curated record. NCBI's taxonomy places the organism in Eukaryota, Metazoa, Arthropoda, Insecta, Lepidoptera, Sphingidae. Bases 440 to 1249 code for a protein of 269 amino acids. The transcript is spliced from 5 exons.